Messenger RNA from Ailuropoda melanoleuca (giant panda), 8224 nucleotides. RefSeq names its product protein tyrosine phosphatase non-receptor type 14 (gene PTPN14). Gene Ontology annotation, molecular function: protein tyrosine phosphatase activity. The record is from RefSeq and is a predicted model, not a curated record. Gene Ontology annotation, cellular component: cytoplasm; cytoskeleton. NCBI's taxonomy places the organism in Eukaryota, Metazoa, Chordata, Mammalia, Carnivora, Ursidae. The transcript has 19 exons. Gene Ontology annotation, biological process: lymphangiogenesis; protein dephosphorylation. The coding region runs from base 672 to 4238 and encodes 1188 amino acids.
CGGCCGCCGGCGCCUGCUCCGUCCCCUCCCACCGCGCGGCCCCUUCCUCCCUCCUCUCCCGGCCGCUCGCAUUUCCUGCCGCCUGGGCUCUCGCGGCCCCGGAAAGUUCUGCCCAACUUUUUCUCCCCCAAGCAAGCGGGCGCAGCGGGCGCAAUACCGGGGCAGGUUGCCGCGCUCCUCCUCGCUCCGCUGCCGGCCCUCCCGGCUCAGGCCCUCGGAGACCCGCAGACGCCGGGCGGCCGCCCUCCCCUCCCACCUCACCCAUCCUCCCCGGCCUCCUGGCUCCAGCCCCCCUCCGGCGGGACAGCCCCGAGCUUAGGUGGUUCUCCUUUUCUCCGUGUCGGUGCGCCGGGAUCGCAGCGGAAACCUCCCUCCCCUUUCGCCUCCUCCGGCUCCUUCCCUCCGCCCCUCCUCCGCCAGCCACUGGAAUCAAUUCCUUAGGGAAUUGGGGCUCCGCUGCCGCCGCCGCCGCCGUUCCGCGCGGGACUCCAGGUCACGGACGGGGCCAUGUAAGCAGCGAUCCUCCGGAGUGCCGCGCUGGGCAUGGACACCUCUCUGGGCACCAGGAGGAGCACGCGCGGUGGUGUCCUCGCCGAGGCACGAAGCUGCUGAGGCCGUUUCAGGGGCGUGGGCGCCGGGAGAGGAAGGCGGCGUGGGAGGGCCGCCUCGCCAUGCCUUUCGGCCUGAAGCUCCGCCGGACGCGGCGCUACAACGUCCUGAGCAAGAACUGCUUUGUCACGCGCAUCCGCCUGCUGGACAGCAAUGUGAUCGAGUGCACGCUGUCGGUGGAGAGCACCGGGCAGGAGUGCCUGGAGGCGGUGGCUCAGAGGCUGGAGUUGCGGGAGACGCACUACUUCGGCCUUUGGUUUCUCAGCAAGAGCCAGCAAGCACGAUGGGUGGAGCUGGAGAAACCUCUGAAGAAACAUCUGGACAAAUUUGCUAAUGAGCCUCUGCUUUUCUUUGGAGUCAUGUUCUAUGUGCCAAAUGUGUCAUGGCUUCAGCAAGAGGCCACAAGAUACCAGUAUUACCUGCAAGUCAAAAAGGACGUGCUUGAAGGGCGGUUGCGGUGUCCGUUGGAACAGGUGAUCCGGCUGGCCGGCUUGGCUGUGCAAGCUGAUUUUGGAGACUACAAUCAGUUUGAUUCUCAAGAUUUCCUCAGAGAAUAUGUGCUAUUUCCUAUGGAUUUGGCCCUGGAAGAGGCUGUUUUGGAGGAGCUGACCCAGAAGGUAGCCCAGGAACACAAAGCCCACAGUGGAAUCCUGCCAGCAGAAGCCGAACUCAUGUACAUCAACGAAGUGGAACGAUUGGAUGGAUUUGGACAGGAGAUCUUCUCUGUGAAGGACAAUCAUGGAAACAGUGUCCAUCUGGGCAUUUUCUUUAUGGGGAUUUUCAUGAGAAACAGAAUUGGAAGACAAGCAGUAAUAUACAGGUGGAACGAUAUCGGGAAUGUCACUCACAACAAGUCUGCUAUUCUAGUGGAGCUCAUCAACAAAGAAGAGACUGCCCUCUUUCACACGGACGAUAUUGAAAAUGCCAAGUACAUUUCUCGGUUGUUUGCUACACGGCACAAGUUUUACAAACAGAACAAAAUCUGCACUGAACAAUCAAAUUCUCCACCCCCCAUCAGACGCCAGCCCACCUGGAGCCGAUCCUCUCUGCCCCGACAGCAGCCAUACAUCUUGCCUCCCAUGCACGUCCAAUGUGGGGAACACUACUCGGAAACGCACACUUCACAAGACAGCAUUGUCCACGGGAAUGAAGAAGCCCUGUAUCGAAACUCCCACAACAGCCUGGACUUAAAUUAUUUAAAUGGCACCGUCACCAAUGGCAGCGUGUGCAGUGUGCACAGCAUCAACUCCCUCAGCUGCUCCCAGACGUUCAUCCAGGCUUCUCCCGUGUCCUCCAACCUCAGUAUCCCGGGGAGUGACAUCAUGCGGGCUGACUACAUCCCCAGCCACCGGCACAGCGCCAUCAUUGUGCCGUCUUACCGGCCGACCCCCGAUUAUGAGACAGUCAUGCGGCAGAUGAAGAGGGGGGUCAUGCACACGGACAGCCAAAGCCAGUCUCUGCGAAACCUCAACAUCAUCAACACGCAUGCCUACAACCAGCCAGAGGACCUGGUGUACAGCCAGCCCGAGAUGCGGGAGCGGCACCCCUACACUGCCCCCUAUGGGCCACAGGGAGGCUACGGUAGCAAACUUGUCAGUCCGUCUGACCCGAUAAACCCAAAGAACAGCACGGUGCCGAGCAAGCCGGGGGCAAGUGCCAUCUCGCACACGGUGAGCACGCCGGAGUUGGCCAACAUGCAGCUCCAGGGCACCCAGACCUACAACGCGGCCCAUAUGCUCAAAAACUAUCUCUUCAGGCCCCCACCCCCCUACCCCCGGCCGCGCCCUGCCACCAGCACCCCCGACCUCGCCAGCCACCGCCACAAGUACGUCAGCGGCAGUAGCCCCGACCUGGUGACCCGCAAGGUGCAGCUCUCGGUGAAGACCUUCCAAGAGGACAGCUCCCCGGUGGUGCACCAGUCCCUGCAGGAGGUGAGCGAGCCACUCACGGCCGCCAAGCACCGUGGCACGGUGAAUAAGCGCCAUAGCCUGGAGGUGAUGAGCAGCAUGGUGCGGGGCAUGGAAGCCAUGACCUUGAAGUCACUCAAUAUCCCCAUGGCUCGCCGAAACACACUCCGGGAGCAGGGGCCCCCCGAGGAGGUGCCGGGGAGCCACGAGGCUCACCAGCUUCCCCAUUACCACCACAAGAAGACUUUCUCGGAUGCCACCAUGCUGAUCCACAGCAGUGAGAGCGAGGAGGAGGAGGAGGAAGAGGCCCCAGGGUCGGUGCCCCGGAUCCCCAUGCUCCGGGAGAAGUUGGGGUACAGUGCCCAGCUGCAGGCAGCGUUGGCCCGCAUCCCAAACAAACCCCCACCCGAGUACCCAGGCCCAAGGAAGAGUGUUAGCAAUGGGGCGCUGAGGCAGGACCAGGUCAGCCUGCCUCCUGCCAUGGCCAGGGCCAGGGUCCUGAGACACGGGCCGGCCAAGGCCAUCAGCGUGUCCCGAGCUGACCAGCUGGCUGGGGCCGGGCCUUCCCUCGGUCCGUCCAUCUCUGAACCCGACCUGACGAGCGUGAAGGAGCGGGUCAAAAAAGAGCCUGUGAAGGAGAGGCCCGUGUCCGAGAUGUUCUCCCUGGAAGACAGCAUUGUAGAGAGAGAGAUGGCCCUCAGGAAUCUAGAGAAACAGAAGAUGGCAAGCCUGGAGGCGCAGAAGCGGCCACUCAUGCUGGCAGCCUUGAACGGACUCUCGGUCGCCCGGGUCCCGGGGCGGGAAGAGAGCCGAGCUGAUGCCACCCGAGUUCCCAUGGACGAGAGGUUCAGGACCCUGAAGAAAAAGCUAGAAGAGGGAAUGGUGUUCACAGAAUAUGAGCAAAUUCCAAAGAAGAAGGCAAAUGGCAUUUUCAGCACCGCCGCUCUGCCCGAAAACGCCGAGCGAAGCCGCAUCCGCGAGGUGGUCCCCUACGAGGAGAACAGAGUGGAGCUGAUCCCAACCAAAGAGAAUAACACAGGUUACAUCAAUGCCUCCCAUAUCAAGGUGGUGGUUGGUGGGGCAGAAUGGCACUACAUAGCCACUCAGGGGCCCCUGCCACACACGUGCCACGACUUCUGGCAGAUGGUGUGGGAGCAGGGAGCGAACGUGAUCGCCAUGGUCACCGCGGAAGAGGAAGGUGGAAGAACCAAGAGCCACCGAUACUGGCCCAAACUGGGUUCCAAGCACAGCUCCGCCACUUAUGGCAAGUUCAAGGUCACCACAAAGUUCCGAACGGAUUCCGGUUGCUAUGCAACCACAGGCUUGAAGGUCAAGCACCUUUUGUCUGGGCAGGAAAGGACGGUGUGGCAUUUGCAGUAUACGGACUGGCCAGAUCACGGCUGCCCAGAGGACGUCCAAGGAUUUUUAUCCUACUUGGAGGAGAUCCAGUCGGUCCGUCGCCACACCAACAGCGUGCUAGAAGGUACCAGGAGCCUGCACCCCCCGAUCGUCGUCCACUGCAGCGCCGGGGUUGGGCGGACCGGCGUGGUCAUUCUUUCCGAGCUGAUGAUCUACUGCCUGGAGCAUAAUGAAAAGGUGGAAGUACCCAUAAUGCUGCGGCUCCUCAGGGAGCAAAGGAUGUUCAUGAUCCAGACCAUCGCCCAGUACAAGUUCGUCUACCAAGUCCUCAUCCAGUUCCUCCAGAACUCCAGACUCAUUUAACCCCCCGCCCCAGCUACUGGAAGACGGGCCCAGCUCCAUCUUGCAGCUGGGGAGGGGCCUCCAGACAACAUCUGCUCCCCGAGCAGGGCACAGAUGGCCAGAGCAGGCAGGUCAUGGGCUCCCUGAAGACAGGAGCCAAGAGUAUUCAGAAACAUCGUAUAUUAUUUUAUAUGAGAUAAUUUAUUUUUCCCCCUUUUGGAUAACUUUUGUGAAUCAUUGUAAUUUCAGUUUUCACAAUAAUAGAGUGCUUUUCAUUUGAACCAUAUUUUGACUGAUCUGCAUUGUAAAUAUGUCUGUAGGGAAGGUUGCCUGGUGGAUCAUUUGGGGGACAGAGGCAUACAGGGAACCCAUCUCUGGUGAAGUUGCAGCCACAUUAGUAACUGACCCUGAAAUUCAUCAGCCUGAUCGCUCGUGUCCAAAUCAAAGAUGGCAAGAAAAUGAAUUCAUUCUAAAAUAAAAAGGUAAGGGCCAAGGCCCUUCCCUGAAGGAAAAAAUAACAACAAAAACACUACUCUCUCAUAUUUGGGGGCUCAAGUGGCCUCCCUUCUUCCUUUCUGCCCUCAUCCUCAGCAGCUUGAGUUAAGGACAGGAACAGCCAUCACCCAGGCUGAACGAGGAGCUCUGUAUUGCACCUUUCUCAACACUCCUUCUUUUGGACUCUGGAGCCUGUGUUCCCUGUCGGGAACUGUACUCUCAGCAUUUGUUCCUGCUCCCUGUUUGCUCAGUGGGCCCCAGUCUGGUGGUCUUUGAGGCUCCGGGCCAGGCCAUCUGUGCAGCUAGGCCUCCUGCCUGAUUAGAGAGAAGAUAAUGGACCGGAGUGGGAAGAGAAAGGAGAUGGGCAGGCCCUCGAUAUCGUUUCUUAUUUAAACAGGAUGUGUAUGCUGGACAGGGGCCUGAAGGUCGAAGUGCUGGAUACAUUCUGCCUUUCCAUCAGUCACCACGUCACUGGAAAGGUUGUAAGGGAACAGUUGGGAAAGCUGAUUGAUGGGGCUGUUUGGCAUUCAGGUGGCAGGGCCCUGGCCGGGAACUGCUCCGAGUGUGAGCCCUCUCCCAGCUGUGCGGUGCUCACUACAGGCUUCAGCCACUAAGGCCUAAGGCCUUAGUGGCCGCUAGGACCGUGUCACUAAGGCCACUCAGGACCCUGUCAUCCAAAUUUUGGCCACUGGAUGCUAGAUGCGGGGAUUUGUCUCUGACGAAACCCUUCACUGCUUUCCUGUUCUCUGUGUACCCCCCUCUCUGGGUGCUUUGCAGCUCGCUUCUGUGUGUCUUCCUGAGCCUACGCUGGUCAUUGUCCUGAAUUUCUUAGGUCAGUCCUACUCCACACCUUUUGCCCCUUCCUGAAUUGUAGGACUUUGCCCCUCUCCUAUCUAGUUGUUGAAUACAACUUUUAAACCAUGGUUUUGUCCUUCGAAUUGACAUUUGUGGGUGUUCCCUUAUGCUUUUCUCCACUGCUGCCUUCUUGCUUUGUUUUGUUCUUCCUGAGCUGAAAAUGUUACGAAAGAAUGGCAUCAGGUCAGCCAGAAAGAGUGAGCCUGUGUGACAUCCGGUGACCACGUGGCUGGCCGCAGCGGGGUGUGGAAGUGGAUUCCCGGUGAACUACUUUGGAAUGGUAAUCACUCAGUUUCACAUCUGGCCAGGGGUUAUGGUGGUGGUUCUCGCAUUUAGACUCAGAGUAUCUGGUGAUGAAGGGCCUCCUCCCUUCUACUCUGAAGCCUGAAGGAAUCAGUCAGGGAGGGUAACUUAAUUAAGCUGUUGAGAUUCUGGAAUUUAGGUGUGUGUUCUGGAAAAGAAAACCAUGAGUAUGACCUGUAUUUUCAAUGGCACAGAACUCAUCACCCUCACCUGGAGAUGCCCAGAACUUGGAUCGUUGACAGGCAAAGAGGUACCUGUUUCCCUUCCUUAGACACUUUCCCAUCCUUGGGACAGUCUGCUGUUGGGGAUGUUGUCACAGUUGGUCUGCGGUUACUGGCUUAUCUGAUGAACUGCAUUAGUAUUUCUCUUUCGUCCCGUAGGCCCCGACGUGGGUGCUGUGAAAACCGAGUCUCACGUGGGCAGCAUGUAGAGCUGCUGUCUCUUUGAGCUCAUCACACAUGCUCUUCCUGUCAACCUGUCCGCCGUUGUCACUUUGUGCUGCGGGAGUUGUUCACGCGCACAACGCAGGGAGGAAGCAGGUUUGCCGUCCAAUUGCCUAGCGAGAGUUUCUAGCGAAACCCAAAGGAAACCACUUAAAAGUGACUCCACAUAUUUCAUUUUUAAAAACAAAUGUUUUUGCUUCUGUCGUGCAUUUUGCAUUCCUUUCCCCAUCUCCAGCGAGUGCCAGCACAGCUCCUGUGAAAUUAACAGCAGGCAUCGAAAGUCCUUCUCGUGGCAUCUGCAUAAUAAUUGCCCAGAGAUGCUUUCUAUCUGGGAAGCAAGCCAAGGAAUAAACCUUGAAGCAAAGUGUAUUAAAUUAGUUAUCUAGUUAGAGCUUUUGGAAUGAGUUCCUGAUGAUGUAUCAAGUCUGAAGCUGGAGCUGUCGGGGUCUAUUUUUUUCUGGUUGGAUUUGAAGAGAGAAAAUUAAAAUAGAGGGGGGAAAAAAAGAGAGAGAUCCUCUUGCAGCAAAGCCAUUCAACACUUUGGGGGCCUCUGGUUUUGAAGUUUUCCAGUUGAAAUGUUUUGUUUCUGUGAUGUGCACUCAUUUGGGCACAGGGACCCAGCGUUUGUCCUUGUUUCCCGUGGUCCCUGGAUGGUGGGGGCUGAGUCUGAUGUCUUCAUCCUUGAGCAGAGCUGAGCUGAGCUUGCUGGCAGAGCUGAGCCGUGGCCUGCUGAGCUUAUUGGCCCCUUGGGCUCCAAGGAGACACCACCUCUGGUAGCAUUUACGUUUACACACACCUCUUGCCUUGGAUAGGAGGUAAAGGAGGACUUGGCUACAUUAGAGAGGGCAGUCAAACAUUGAUUUCUUUGCAGGAGAGGAAGGAGGAAUGAGCUCUUCUUCCCAGUGAGAGAGGAAUAGUAGGAUGGGCUAAGGGGAAAACAGAUCCACGUGAACUAUUUUGAGCUCUGUGCUUCCAAGGAGCUUAAAUGGACAGAGUUUGACUUAUACAAACUGUGUCGUCCUAGAUUUACAUUAAGAAGAGGAACUAAUCUUUUUUCUAUGAUUUAUCUCUCAUUGCUUGCCUGAGACUCAAGUGGCCAUCAACGGCCCCUUCUUCCACUAGCCUGGUCAGAGGGGCUUUGUGGGCUCUGUCGAAAGGGUUCCUGUGGGACCUGACCACUGGCUUCCCCAAUACUCAAUUUAUCCUUUAUCUUGUCUGCUUUUAGCUUUUGAGAUUCAGUUUUAAACUCUAGGGGGUUCAGGAGGUCAGCAUUUUUACCCAGCUGCCUACUUCUCUCAUCUUUUCAGCUUAAUGACAGGUUGACCAUAGGAAAUUGACAAUAGCUGGACCAUUUUUUAUUACAAUGACAGAAAAUUCACAUGAAUCAACCUAAUCUCUACAAUAUUUUUCUUCCCCCUGAUAUAGUAGGGGUCCUACACACCAUAUGCCAUUUUCCCACACAAGUACUAACGAAUAUGAAGCAUGUGAAAUGGACAGCUUGGCCUUACCCUAAUGAGCUUUGCACUCGGUGAAUGGGUCGCCUCCUGGGGCAGGGAAGUCGGUCUUUGCAGAGAGGUUAGUACACCUGGAUGUUAGUAUGUUCUCAUAGGCAGGGCUGGCCAUCAGGCACAUCACUAUGCGGGUUUCAGCUGCCAUCUUUUUUUGACGCACAGUCUGUGUUAGCUGGCUUGAGGCCAGUGGUGACGGCAUAUGGUGUGUGGGCCAAAAGGUGUCCUCGGCCGGAAAGCAAAAUGUGCUUUUGAAUCUCAUUCCUCCACUUCCAGUGAUGUGUUUGAUGGUGAUAGCAGGUAUAGCUAUUGACUUUCUUUUGGGGACGAUGUGUCCAUCACUUUGAAGUGGGGGGAGUUGUGGGGGUAGUUAGUCUGAGAUACGUGCCAGGGGCCUGAGACA